AUGGACAAUCCGGCCUCCACCUUCGAAACUCCGAUCGGAAAACUCAUGUUCCCAGACUACUCGGUCCACAACCCAGACGACACAAAAUGGAUGAAGCGCGCUUACAUGUAUAUUGGCCGGUACCAGCGGAUGACUGGGGAAGUUAAGAAACUGCCACGGCCGAUUGCCGUGCUACGAAAACGCCAGGCAUCGGAGGAUGAGGAACUGGAGGUUGUGGAGAUUGUGCGCUAUAAAAUCUUCUUCAAGAGUCGGCCAGAGCCCGUGACUAAUGUUUGA
This is a messenger RNA of Penicillium mononematosum, 276 nucleotides long. RefSeq names its product Ctf8 family protein. The transcript has a single exon. Gene Ontology annotation, biological process: mitotic sister chromatid cohesion. Bases 1 to 276 code for a protein of 91 amino acids. The record is from RefSeq and is a predicted model, not a curated record. NCBI's taxonomy places the organism in Eukaryota, Fungi, Ascomycota, Eurotiomycetes, Eurotiales, Aspergillaceae. Gene Ontology annotation, cellular component: Ctf18 RFC-like complex.